Messenger RNA from Centropristis striata (black sea bass), 1302 nucleotides. RefSeq names its product ribonuclease H1 (gene rnaseh1). Lineage: Eukaryota; Metazoa; Chordata; Actinopteri; Perciformes; Serranidae. Gene Ontology annotation, molecular function: nucleic acid binding; magnesium ion binding; RNA-DNA hybrid ribonuclease activity. The coding region runs from base 250 to 1152 and encodes 300 amino acids. Gene Ontology annotation, biological process: DNA replication, removal of RNA primer. The record is from RefSeq and is a predicted model, not a curated record. The transcript has 9 exons.
CGCUUUUAUUUUGAACGGCAACUUCCGGACCUCACAGUGCAGUUCUACAGCCAGACUAUGUUGGAGGGUUGUUAUUUUAUUUUUUUGCACUUUUCAGGCUUUAAACAACGUUUAACGUCGGAAUUUGAAGACUACAGAAGAGGUUAAUCUGUCGGAGUACUUUUUUGGCGUGUGGUGACUGGCAGCACCCGUCCAGCAGAUGGCGCUCUAGGCAACCGCCUAUGUCGCCUAUGCCUAGAGCCGGCCCUGAUGUUUAGACUGACUGGUGUUUUCAGAGCAGUACGCAGGACCUUCUGCAGCACAGCUGACGACAUGGCCAAGGGCAAGUUUUUCUACGCUGUAAGGAAAGGAUUCAAACCAGGAGUCUACAGCUCAUGGGAUGAAUGUAAGAGCCAGGUGGACAAAUUUCCGGCUGCUGCCUUCAAGAAGUUUGCAUCAGAGAAAGAUGCCUGGGCGUUCUUCAGAGGAGCCGAACCUUCUCCAGUUCCAGAGGUGAAGAAAGUGGCUCAGUGUGUGGAGUCGGCCGCCGCUCUGCUUCCUAAAAGAGGCCCGGAGGCUCUGGAGUACAUCCCUCUGGGUAAGAAGAGAUGUCACUCAGAGGAGGAGACAGAGUCCCAACCCAAACGGGUCAAACCCUCAGAAAGCUCAUCUGCAGAAAGCUCCACUUCAGACAGCACAGACGGAUUCACAUACAUGGGUGACGCUGUAGUCGUCUACACAGACGGUUGUUGCUCAGGUAACGGACAGAAAGGAGCCCGAGCCGGCAUCGGGGUCUACUGGGGUCCCAACCACCCGCUAAAUGUUGCAGAUCGGCUGCACGGAAGACAAACCAACCAGCGUGCAGAAAUACAGGCAGCCUGCAGAGCGCUGGAACAAGCCAAAGAGCAGAACAUCAAGAAGUUAGUUCUCUACACCGACAGCAAGUUCACCAUCAAUGGUGUGACCAGCUGGGUGAAGAACUGGAAGCUGAACGGCUGGCGGCUGAAAUCUGGAGGUCAGAUCACCAACAAAGAGGACUUUGUGAAGCUGGACAGACUGAAUGCAGAGGUGGAGGUGGUCUGGAUACAUAUUCCAGGUCACGCCGGCUACAGAGGCAACGAGGAGGCCGACAGACUGUCGAGAGAAGGAGCAGUGAAGCCGUUAGAGGAGUAAAGAAAGAGACGAUUUAUGGAGCUGGAGAGCUCUGCUGCACCACUGUCAUGUUUGUUUUUCUUCUCAGCAACACACAGAGGGAAAACUGAGAGUUUAUUUGUUAAAUGUUCAUUUUAAUUUGUGUUUUAAAUAAAGUUUCUUCUGCUUCAA